AUGCUGACACGCAAACAACUCGACCUCCUGAUGUUCAUCAAUGAACGGCUCAAGGAGACCGGCGUCCCGCCAUCCUUCGACGAAAUGAAGGAGGCGCUGGAUUUGGCGUCGAAGUCCGGCAUCCACCGGCUGAUCACCGCGCUCGAGGAGCGCGGCUUCAUCCGCCGCCUGCCCAACCGGGCGCGGGCGCUCGAGGUGAUCAAGCUGCCCGAGGCGAUGCAGCCGAUCAACCAGGUGCGCCAGCGCUUUUCGCCGAGCGUGGUCGAGGGCGGCCUUGGCCGGCCCGCCGCCCCGUCCGUUCCCGCCGCUCCGCCGCGCGAGGCGCCCGAUGGCGCCAAUGACGAUUUCAGCGUUCCGGUGAUGGGCAAGAUCGCCGCCGGCGUUCCGAUUUCCGCGAUCGAGAACCAGACACGGUCGCUGGUCGUGCCGCCCGACAUGAUGGGCAAGGGCGAACACUACGCGCUCGAUGUCGAGGGCGAUUCGAUGAUCCAUGCCGGCAUUCUCGAUGGCGACACGGUGGUGAUCAAACGCACCGACACGGCCAAUCCCGGCGAGAUCGUCGUCGCUCUGGUCGAUGACGAGGAAGCCACCCUCAAACGUUUCCGCCGCAAGGGCGCCUCGAUUGCGCUGGAAGCGGCCAACCCAGCCUAUGAGACCCGCAUUUUCGGGCCCGACCGGGUGCGGAUACAGGGGCGGCUGGUCGGUCUCGUCCGGCGCUACUGA
Messenger RNA from Effrenium voratum, 723 nucleotides. The record is from the annotation of a GenBank genome assembly. Lineage: Eukaryota; Dinophyceae; Suessiales; Symbiodiniaceae.